UUAUUAAUGGGCGUGUCUGAUCAUUUUUAACAAUGGCAGCUGUGUUGGAGGGGAUUCAACAAGAAACGACAAUAGAAGUCUUACCCGAGGAUAGCCACCCUAGUACAGAUGGUCCUCCUCAAGAACUAGCACCGACAAAAGAGGAAGGGGAUGAAGAAGAGGCUAAGACGCCAACUAGAGGAGUCAAGUUCAGUAUAGCGGACGUGAUUGAGGGCCUUCCAUCAACUGAUAGUGAUCAAUCCCAGUCUAAACUAAUGGCUCCAGUCAAACCAAUCACCCUGCGCAUUUACACGUGUCUUGAAGAGCAAGUGUCAAUACAGUUCAGUACUGGUAAGUUUACGACUGCCGGUGAGAUAGUGUCUGCUAUGGUCAGUCAGUUGAACCUUCCCGAAGAGACAAAGAACGUGUUUAGUGUAUGGAUGAUAUCUCAGCAUUUACAUCUACAGCUCAAGAGCUAUCAUGUACCCGUCAAACUCUUCAAGAAAUGGAAUGACUUCCUUACUCAGUACACUACUGCUUCUUAUGAAGUCUGCAGUACAGAUAAGCCUAUAUUAUCGUUCAGACGUAAUGCUUUCUUUUCUUUGAGAGAAGAGAAACGUCUCAUUGCCAAGAAAAACUCAAAGGAAGUCAUUACACUACUUUAUCAUGAGGCAAGACUCAAUGUCAUUAGUGGUCGCUAUCCUUUAUCUAAAGAGGAACUGAUUGAGCUGGCCUCCAUUCAAUGUGCCAUUGAGAACAAGGAGUACAACAAGGAGCAGCACACCCCUCAGAGCUUUAAGUCGUCCUUAAGCCAGUAUUUCCCUCCCCAUCUUGUUCCUGCAACUGGCGGAGUAAAGAAUAAAUUAUUAGGGAAAGGAUCAAAGAGCACUGGAAUAGAGAAUGACCUUGUCACUAAAUAUGAAUCAAUAUGGCUUAAAGUGAGCAGUGAGUCAAAGAAGAGGAUUGAUGCAUCAGUUGAUGUUGAAACGAGUGCAGUUGCUAAUAGUCUUGGAACUGAGGAGGAGAAGAAGCAAUGGCUGGAUAUCGACUUGCAGUUGAAAUUACUUUAUCUUCAAAGGUGCUGGAUCAAACCUUAUUAUGGCUGUGUGAUGUUUCGUGGUCAAAUUGAGCGAAAGCAGAUCCUGUCUCUCUCUGAUAGAAAUGUUGUUGUUGCCAUCAAUCCUGAAUGUAUCCACUUGUUUACUGACACUCAACCAAGAGAGAUCCUCCUUUAUUUAUCGUAUGAUAUGUUUUGCUGGGAGUUCCAGCCAGCAACGGAGCAAGGAGAGAACUUUUAUUCAUCGCUCUGGCUUGAGUUUGACUCAUUCCAUGCCUCACAGAAAGUUGCUAAAAGAGUACAAGUAUUUUCAAGACAAGCUCCAAUGAUGGAUGCUAUGAUAUCAAGAUGUGUUGAUGAGCUCAAUCAGUUUGAUGAAGAAGUAAAGAAGAAGAGGCUUGAGAAAGGAGGGCCCGAGGAGCUACCACCUGUUUCUAUAACAACAGAUAAAGCCUUGCCUUCAUCUAAGAAUUUCCGUGAGGAUGUACUCAAGUGUGACAUGUACACUCCUGAUGGUGAGCAAGUCAAUCAGAUAUCGUUGUUUCGGAAAAAAAAAGUUUCUACUACUGCAGCUCCUUCGGCAGCUAACCCCGGGAAUGAAGAGGUCACUGGACUGCCAAAAUCCUAGCUUACUAAUCCUCUUCAUUCUCCCUUCGCUCUAAUUCUUAUUACUUGCUGUGACACAAUGUCCACACAAACUAUAAUUAAAAUCCGUUCUAUAUGUUAUGUUAUGUUCAUGUUGAUGUUUGUGUAAUUAUUGGUGCUUUUAAAUUUUAAUUGAUGUUUUAAAAUUCAA
Messenger RNA from Amphimedon queenslandica, 1832 nucleotides. RefSeq names its product FERM domain-containing protein 8-like. Lineage: Eukaryota; Metazoa; Porifera; Demospongiae; Haplosclerida; Niphatidae. Bases 33 to 1664 code for a protein of 543 amino acids. The transcript is spliced from 13 exons. Gene Ontology annotation, cellular component: plasma membrane; cytoskeleton. The record is from RefSeq and is a predicted model, not a curated record.